UCCGGGUGCCGUGCGGCGGGUUCUGCUCCUUUGCUGAGCUGGCUUGAAUGCUUCCCUGUGGUGUGUCCUGAGCACUGCUGCUGGGUGGUGUGAUCGCAGCUCCGUAAAGUCCAGAAGCGGCGACAUGGAUGCAGUGACCUAUGCUGAUGUGCAUGUGAACUUCACUCAGGAAGAGUGGGCUUUGCUAGAUCCUUCUCAGAAGAGUCUCUACAUCUAUGUGAUGCUGGAGACCUGCAGGAACCUCACUGCUAUAGGCUACAAUUGGGAAGACCAUAAUAUUGAAGAACACUGUCAAAUUUCUCGAAUACCUGGAAGGGAUGAAAGAAGUCAUACUGGAGAGAAACCCUGUGAAUAUACUCUAUGUGGGAAAGCCUUUGCAUAUCACAGUCUUCCUUUAAUGCAUGAAAUAAUUCAUAUUGGAGAAAAACCCUAUGAAGGUAUUCAAUAUGAGGAAGCCUUUGCACAUCACAGUAGUCUUCAAAUACGUAAAAAAACACAUACUGGAAAGAAACCCUAUGAAUGUACUCAAUGUGGUAAAGCCUUUGCAUGUCACAGUGACCUCCGAAUACAUAUAAGAACACAUACUGGAGAGAAACCUUAUGGAUGUAACCAAUGUGGUAAAGCCUUUGCAAGACACAGUGACCUCCAAAUACAUAAAAGAACACAUACUGGAGAGAAACCCUACGAAUGUAACCACUGUGGUAAAGCCUUUGCACGUAACAGUCAUCUCCUAAUACAUAAGAGAAUACAUACUGGAGAGAAACCCUAUGAAUGUAACCAAUGUGGUAAAGCAUUUGCACAACAAACUGGUCUCCAAAUACAUGAAAGAACGCAUACUGGAGAGAAACCCUACAAAUGUAAUCAAUGUGGCAAAGCCUUUUCACAACACAAUUAUCUCCGAAAACAUAAAAGAAUACAUACUGGAGAGGAAGCCUAUGAAAAUAGUCAAUAUGGUAAAGCUUUUACACAUCACAAUCAUCUUCAAAUGUGUAAUAGAAUACGUACCGGAGAGAAAACUUACAAAUGUACUCAGUGUGGUAAAGGCCUUACACGUAAGAGUAAUCUCCUAUUACAUAACAGAACACAUACUGGAGAGAAGCCUUAUGAAUGUAAUCAGUGUGACAGAGCCUUUGCAUGUCACAGUAGUCUUCGAAUACAUAUAAGAACACAUACUGGAGAGAAGCCGUAUGAAUGUAACCAGUGUGGUAAAGCCUUCGCAUGUCACAGUAGUCUUCGAAUACAUAAAAGGACACAUACUGGAGAGAAACCCUAUGAAUGUAACCAGUGUGGGAAAGAAUUUGCUUGUCACAGUACUCUCCAAAUACAUAAAAGAACACAUACUGGAGAAAUACCCUACAAAUGUAAUCAAUGUGAUAAAGCCUUUUCACAAAACAGUCGUCUCCAAAUACAUAAAAGAACACACACUGGAGAGAAACUCUAUGAAUGCAAUCAUUGUGGUAAAGCCUUUACAAAUAACAGUAGUCUCCAAAUACAUACAAGAACACACACUGGAGAGAAACCAUAUGAGUGUAACCAAUGUGGUAAAGCCUUUGUAUGUCAAAGUAGCCUCCGAAUACAUAAAAGAACACACACUGGAGAAAAACCCUAUGAAUGUAAUCAAUGUGAUAAAGCCUUUGCAAGUCACAGUAGUUUCCGGAUUCAUAAAAGAACACAUACUGGGGAGAAACCUUUUGAAUGUAAUCAAUGUGGUAAAGCCUUUGCAUGUAACAGUCAUCUCUUAAGUCAUAAAAGAACACAUACUGGAGAAAAACCCUAUGAAUGUAACCAGUGUGGUAAAGCCUUUGCAUGUAACAGUCAUCUCCUGAGUCAUAUCAGAACACAUACUGGAGAGAAACCUUAUGAAUGUAAGCAAUGCAGUAAAGCCUUUGCACGACACAGUCAUCUUCAAAGGCAUGAAAGAAUUCAUACAGGAGAGAAACCCUAUGAAUGUAACCAAUGUGAUAAAGCCUUUGCAUGUAACAGUCAUCUCUUAAGUCAUAAAAGAACACAUACUGGAGAGAAACCCUAUGAAUGUAACCAGUGUGGUAAAGCCUUUGCAUGUAACAGUCAUCUCCUGAGUCAUAUCAGAACACAUACUGGAGAGAAACCGUAUGAAUGUAAGCAAUGCAGUAAAGCCUUUGCACGACAAAGUCAUCUUCAAAGGCAUGAAAGAAUUCAUACAGGAGAGAAACGCAAUGAAUACAACCAUUGUGGUAAAUACUUUUUACCACACAAUAAUCUUCAGACACUUAAAAAAACACAUACUGGAGAGAAAACCUAUGAAAGUAAUCAAUGUGUUAAAGCAUUUGGAUAUCACAGUAGUCUUUGAGGAACUGAAAGAACUCAUAUUGAAGAGAAUCUAUGACUCUAAAGGAUUUUAUAAGAUCUUUAGCCAACACACUUACAUUCAGUUAUACAAGAUUAUUUAUUCUGGGGAAAAUAUCUGACAAGUGACAACAAUCUAUUCAAGCAUUAUAAUGUCUCCUCUCAUUUUGUUUGCACUUGCAAACUCAUGAACAAGAGCCCUAUGAAUUUAAAUAAUAAUAUAACCAUUUUAUAUUCAUAGUUUCUUCAGUUACAUCAAAUAACUCAUCCAGGUGUAAAACUUUAUGAGUGUGUAUUAGUGCCUUUUUUGUUGCUGUGAUUAAACACAAUGUUUAAGCAACUUAUAAAAGCAUUUAAUUUAGCUAUGGUCCAGAAGAUAUGGAAUCUCCAUGAAAGUGGCAAUGCAGCAAGUGUCACACAUGGUAGCUAAUGUAAGAAGCCCAGAGCUCAUACCCUCAACCUGAAGCAAGAAGCAGAGAGUAGGAGCUGCAAAUGGUGCGUGGAUAUAAACUCUCAAACCCACCCCAAGCUACAUAUUUCCUAUAGCAAAGAAGCAUUUCCUAAAUCUUUACAAAUAAUACCACUAACUGAGAAGGAUUGAUUUCUGUCACUUCAAGUCUACAUGCUUGCUUUCUGUUACAUGAACCAAUUCAUGAUGCAGAAAAAACUUUGUAGGUAAUUCUUUAGGUAACUCAAUAACUGAGUUACAGGAAUGAAUGCUUACACAAGAAAAACAUUCAUGAGUAAAAAAUUAUUUAACAAUUUGUCUUAAUUUUAAUUACAUGGCUCCAGGCGUAGUGGUGCAUAUUUGUAAUCCCAGCAAUCUGCGAAGCAGGAUCAGGCUGAUCUCUUUGAGUUCAAGGCCAGCCUGGUCUAAAAUCGUGUCCAGGACAGCCAAGGCCACACAGACAAACGCUGUCUCAAAAAACAAAAAAAGAAAAAUGUGAUUUCAGUAUUUCUUUGUGUGUGUAUAUGAAUAUCCAUGCUGGUUUCCAAGACUAUUAAACUCUUUGAUCUUCUUGUAAUAGGAAUUAUAGGAAGUUGUCAAAAACCUGACCACCUUCUUGGGAAUGAACUUGUCUCAACUGCUUAGCUAUGUCUUUAGUUUUGUAAAUAUUUUGAAGCCUUCAUAUAUCAUCUUGAUGUCAGGAAGUAGGAAAGAACUCAUACAUGAGAAAAGCCCUAUUCAUAUAAAUGAUUUAAGAAAGACUUUGGACAUCUUAGUUGUCUUCAGUUUCAAGAAAAAAUUCUCAUUUCAUCACUUUUUUCAUCAUAGCUUUGAAGAAAGUAAGUUAUUUACCAUGGUCACUCAAAUGUAAUAAAGGAGACCACCUAUUGUGGUUGUGGUUUGUAUUUUGAAACGUUUGGAGUAGAUAUUGACGUUUGCUGUAUGUAUAGCAAAUCCACUUACAGAAGUUAAUUAAGCUGUUUUUGUAUUCCUUCUGUGGCUUCUGUUCAUCUUCUAUUGCACUGUCAUUUGGUGAUAGGUAUUUUUAUGCUGCAGUGUAAACAAUGGGAUCCCUAUCAUCUAAUUUUUCCGUUGUUUGUUAAUAUAUUGGGCAGUGUGUGCCCAUACUUUUGAAAUAAGGAUGUCUGUGAAAGGAUGGUGGGUGGUUAUUCCUGUUUUUUUUUUUUCAUAUAUUCAUGGAUUCCCUUGAGAUGUUGUUUGUUAUUCAGCCCUGCUUAGAUGUCGGUAAUUAGUCAAGGCUAUUAUAUUAGAACCCUUGAUUCUCAUGAGUCAGCCUCUUGAGUACAAGUCCAAGGGUAAAAGAUGAACUCCCCAUGUGUCCUGUUUUGUCAACACAUUGUAAUAAUGUUAAUGUUAAAAUGCUUAAUGUCAAAGGAUACAAGAAACGUUAAAUGCCUGUUAGGUGUAUCCAAAGCAGCAUUUUCAUCUAUCUGAUAGAGAUGUAAUAAAAUAAAACAACCAGCAAUCAACUGUAUAUCUCACAACACGGCUUUAUAGGUAUGGGUUCCUAUUACUUUCCUUUUGGUUCUUCAUCUUGAAGUACUGCCUUCUAAGGAAAUUGUUUAAAGGUACUAGAUAAUGUAACAGCAAUGAGAUUUAUUUUAAAAAACAACAACACUUCUGUUGUGUGUCUCUAUGUGACUAUGGGUUUUUAGGCCAUGACAGAUACAUGGAGCCGGGUGACAACUUUUUUGGGUUUACUUUGGCCAUCUUUAUAUGAUGAUCAAGGUCAGGUUGCCCGAGUUGCACAGGCAUUUCCUACUUAGCUGUCUCAUUAAUGCUCAAAUAAGAUUAGUUAGAACAUUUCAUUAAGAAAAUACUCUCUUUUCAGAUUGUAAAGAUAUUGUCAUCUAAGGAUGGAGAAAAACAGGACAAUUUAAGUAAUAAAUCAUAUUUGGCAACAAAAA
Molecule: messenger RNA, 4701 nt
Organism: Meriones unguiculatus (Mongolian gerbil)
Lineage: Eukaryota; Metazoa; Chordata; Mammalia; Rodentia; Muridae
Product: zinc finger protein 431-like
Exons: 4
Coding region: 125-2329 (734 amino acids)
Biological process (GO): regulation of transcription by RNA polymerase II
Molecular function (GO): DNA-binding transcription factor activity, RNA polymerase II-specific; RNA polymerase II cis-regulatory region sequence-specific DNA binding
Source: RefSeq, a predicted model, not a curated record